CAUCACAAAUUGGAAUUAUUUAAAGAAGAGUUGGUUCAUUCUGAAUGUUGUACUAAGGCAAUGUCAUCCAUCUAGACUCCAACAAUAAUCGUCUUGGCAGUGAACACCUUCAUUCUAAAUUAUUGGUUUGAUCUAUAAAAUCAAAACAAACAAACACUAAAUGUCAUUGACAAUAAACAAUAAUAUUUUUUAAUAAACAGUGUAGGAUAAAUUAAAAAAAGGAUUCAAACAAGUCAAACAAAAAACAGGCCCUAAGACUCAUCUUUUUCUGAUGUUGGUUAUUGUUUUUUUUUUUUGAGUAAUUUUUCUUGUUUGUUAUUAAUUUAGGUGGUGGAAUUGGUCUCCAAUACAAUUUACAAAAUCAAUAACAAAUGUCUUGUAUUGAUUAGAUUAUUUGUUUUUUAUUUUUAAUAUAAAAUCAGGAAUAACGUCACGAAAUGAUAAAUCUCGAACGACAUUUACAAAAGGUCAAACUAUAUUAUCUACAAAUAUUAUUUUUGCAAAUGAUAAUUAAAUUAAAUAAUCUCUAAAAUUUCCAUUGAAUGUCAUUGAAAGAUCAUUGAAAAUAGUGGGGCAACUUGUUAUUUAAUGCUCAGUUUAAAUUUCGAUGAAACAGUCUCAACCCAAAAGCAAUAAUAACUGUUUAAAAAAACAAAAAAAAAAAUGAACAAACUUAAAGCAUUAUCUAAAGAGCAAAAAGAUUGUUGGAUUGAAAAUGGUUACGUUAAAUUAUCAAAUAUAUUUUCAACGAAAGAAAUAGAAGAAAUAAGUAAAGAGUAUGAUGAUUUAUUUGAACGUAAAAAACAAGAAGAUAUUGAUGGAUUAGAAUCAGCUUGGAUAGGUGAUGACAUGAAAAAACUUUCUGGAAAUCGUAACACAACGGUAAAAUCAAUUCAUAAUUUACAAAUGCACAGUGGUGUAUUUACAAAAUUAAUAACAAACGAAAAAUUACUAGAUGCACUUGAAGAUGUACUUGAAACUGGUGACAUUUUACUUCAUCAUACAAAAGCUCAUGUUAAACCACCAGAAAAAGGUGCACCAUAUUUGAUGCAUCAAGAUUAUCCAUAUUUUCCUUAUAAAAAUCAUACAAUGUUAGCUGUAUUUCUUCAUCUUGAUGAUACAACACCAGAAAAUGGUGGUUUAGCUAUUUAUCCAGGUAGUCAAAAAUUAGGACCAUUACCAGAUCGUGUAUUAAUUGAUGAUAAUGGUGAUUCAUAUCAUUAUGUUGAUCCUGAUAAAUAUCCAUUAUCAAAUGCAACAUCAAUAAGUGCUAAAAGAGGAGAAAUAAUUAUGUUUUCUUAUCUACUACUUCAUGGAUCAUACUUAAAUUUAUCAAGCAGACCAAGAAGGAUGUUUCUCAUGCAAGUUAGAGCUGCUGAUGAUGAACCAACUAAAGAUGUUCAUAAAUCACCAUGUCAAGGUCUUGUUUUGAGAGGUAGAAAUACAUCACGUGUUGCUAAUAUGCUCAACAGAUUUACAUUGUAAUUAGUUGAAUAAAAAAAUUUAACACAUGUAGAAGAAAAAAAAAAAAGAAUAAAUAAAACAAGAAAAUAUUAUAAUUAUUUUAUUUAAUUAUUUAUUUUUGUUUGAGGUUGUAUAUUUUUAUAAAAAAUAAUUAUAAUUUUUAUUAUUUAAAAAACAAUUAUGUCACUUGAUCAGAAAAAUAAAUUUAUUGAUAAUUUUUCAUCAAUUGAAAAUGAUAUUAUUGAUAAUGAAAAUAAUGAAGAAGAAAAUUUUUAUUCAAUGGAAAAUUUUAAUGAUAAAGAUAAAAUUUUUAAUGAUAAAUUGACAAAGUUAGAGUCGUCUAAGUUUGUAAAUGUAAAUCAAGAAGAUGAUAAUUUUUUAGACAAUUAUUAUUCAAAUGAAACUGAAGAAGAAUUUAAAGUUGUAAAUAAAUUAUCAUUAACAAAAUCUUUUGGUAAUUUUGAGCAGGGAGAAAAUAAUUAUAAUGAAUUUUAUAAGCUAAAUAAUAACGAUGAUUAUGAAAAUUAUGAUGAGAAUGUUGAUGAAUCAUUUGACAAAAUAUUGGAAAUUAAAAAAUCAACAGAAAAUAGUGAUGUUUCACCAGAGAAAAAUAAUUUUGAUGAUAAUUAUUCAUCAGAAGAUGAAGUUGAUGAUAAAAUUGCUGAUUAUGAUGACUAUGAUGAUGAUUAUAAGCUAGAAAAUAAAUCAUUAUCCUCAUUUUUAAGUAGCAGAAAAUUAGGUCGUGACUCAAAUGACUAUUCACUCAAUUUCGAUUAUAAAAAAAAUUCAUUUGGCGAUUCACUAUUGGAUUUUGAUGGAAUGAUAAGGUUUAGAUAUUCAUCAGUUGAAGAAAAUCGUCUUAGUAAAAUAGCAGAAUUAAAAGAAGUAUGGGAAGAAUAUAAAAAUAUUAAAAUAAAAAAUACAUAUCUUCAUAAAAGGUGUAAAGAUAUUUUGGCUAAAUUAAAAAUCAUGAGUUAUUUUGAACAAACAAGUGAAAUAUUCAACAUAUUAUCAAAUGAAAAGUAAAUUAAUUGAUUAUAUUUAAAUGGAAUUAUCAAUUUAAAAUAAAAUAAUGUAUAUUUUCUCUAGGUAUAAAUUAAAAUUAGAAGAUUUUCAACAAAUAAAAAAUGAUUUUGAGGAAAAAAAAAUUUUUUACAUCAAAGAAAUUGAUAAUUUAGAAAAAGAAUAUACAAAAUUUCGAGAUAUUUAUGAAGUUAAUAAUCAAGAAUUGUCCUCAACGAUAUAUAACAUUGGUAAUAGCUGUUUUCCAAAAUUAAAUGAUAAAAAAAUUCAAUAUUUAUUGAAUAAACAAGAAAAAAAAAAGCUCCAACUUGCUGAAAUGAAAAUUAAAUUUUUUAAAAAGCAAAUAAUUUAUGAUAUUAUUAGUGAAAAAAUUAAAUAUUAUGAAAAUAUGUUUGGUGAGAAUUUAACAAUGACUAAAUAUGAAAAUUUACUGGAAUCAAAAAAUCUAAAAAUUGAUAGACUUGAUGAACGAGAUAAUGAUUUUUUUAAAUGCCAAAAUAAUUUCUAUUGGACUGUUCCUGUGAGUUGAUUGAUAUAGCAAUAAAAAAAAAAAUUUAUAAAUAUUUAUUUGAGCUUUAUUUUAGGUGCUAGCACAAGUUAAACAAGUACUUGAAUGUUUGCAAUUUGAUACGUUAAAAUUAUCAUCAAAAAUAAAAAAAAUUGAUGAUGAAAAAUUAAAAAAAAGAAAGCUAAUUCUUGAUCAACGAAAAAAAAGAGUUAAUUUAAGAAAUAUAAAUAAUAAAAUUCAACAAGAAUCAUUUCUUCUGGUUAAUCCAAAAUUCAUGAGAAAAAUGAUAUAUUCAUCAAAUGAAAUUAAUGAUUUAAAGCUAAAAAUUAAAGAAAUUGAAAAAACAUUAAGUGACAAUAAAAAAAGAUUAU
Messenger RNA from Aphidius gifuensis, 3366 nucleotides. RefSeq names its product probable alpha-ketoglutarate-dependent hypophosphite dioxygenase. The record is from RefSeq and is a predicted model, not a curated record. Bases 664 to 1485 code for a protein of 273 amino acids. The transcript has 2 exons. Gene Ontology annotation, biological process: fatty acid alpha-oxidation. NCBI's taxonomy places the organism in Eukaryota, Metazoa, Arthropoda, Insecta, Hymenoptera, Braconidae. Gene Ontology annotation, molecular function: phytanoyl-CoA dioxygenase activity.